This is a messenger RNA of Ogataea angusta, 1233 nucleotides long. RefSeq lists its product as uncharacterized. The coding region runs from base 1 to 1233 and encodes 410 amino acids. The record is from RefSeq and is a predicted model, not a curated record. The transcript has a single exon. NCBI's taxonomy places the organism in Eukaryota, Fungi, Ascomycota, Pichiomycetes, Pichiales, Pichiaceae.
AUGAGAACGAAAUCGCCUUCGUCACGGGGAUCGGUGAUAGACGUCCUUGCGUGGAUCGUUCUGCUGGUGACUUUGGUCUUCUUUGUGCUGACCCCGAUUCUGCUGAAUAAACAAGUCCCAUCUUUGGUUACCCUAUCCGAUGAACAAACCACCGACGCAGGGGUCGUCAAGUUCCGCUUGAUCAGGAAGGACGACAACAACAGCACUUCCACCAGUUCCGGUGAUGGGAGUGACAGCAGCUCGACCGACUCAAGCUAUUCUGAAACCUCCGAUGAUGACCCAACUUCGUCUUUCUCUUCCUACUCAUCGUCGUCGUCCUCUUCGUCAGCACACACGACGCAAGCAUCCAGCUCUUCAGAGGAGUCCAGCAGCACUCAUAGCUCAAGCAACGAGCCUUCGACUUCCCAGUCGUCGACGAUCUCGAGUACUGCUUCCAGCUCACACACUUCUGACACAUCCAACAGCCAGACAACCAACUGGACCACACAAAGCUCCUCGUCGGCGUCUUCCUCGACUACGCCGUCUUCUUCGAGCUCCUCGUGGUCCUCGGACUCAGGCGGUGACCAGUCGUCUUCGGAUCAGAGUACUCAGAGCGAGUCGUCAUCCGGUGACAAAUCCUCUUCCACUUCAGAUACCCCAUCAUCCUCCACCGCAUCGAGCUCAUCCUCGCAAUCAGCCUCUAGCUCUGCAAACACGUCGCGUUCUGAGUCAGCUACCGAGUCCUCAUCGUCAACCGCAUCAUCUGAAAACGCUUCUUCCACCACCUCGGCGUCGUCUCAAACCUCAGAAGCCUCUGCGUCGUCCCCGACUUCCGAAUCGUCUUCGUCCACAGCUGCCAGGGCCUCGUCGUCGCCGUCGUCGUCUGUGAACGAAAACACGGAUCGGUCAUCUGGUGGUCUUUCGUCGAAAAACAAAAAAAUCGUGAUUGGAGUGGUCGUUGGACUUGGUGUCCCGCUGUUACUGCUGCUCCUGCUUGCACUGUUCUUCAUCUACAAGAAACGGAGACCUAAGACAGACUACUACGUUGACUCCAACGGCCGGAUGGUGGGUCUGAUGGAAAGCGGCUGGCUCCAGAAGCUGGCGUUCUGGAAUAGAGACAAAAACAAGGGCGAUUUCGGCGACGAUGACGAUGAAGAUUUGAGUGGAUUCAACAAACAUUCGACAGGCGAGACGGGAUUCGUGGUGAAUAGAGCCAAAACUGUGAGACAUACCAAUCCUGGUACCACUUUUUAA